Neomonachus schauinslandi (Hawaiian monk seal) is the source of this 2927-nucleotide messenger RNA. RefSeq names its product serine and arginine rich splicing factor 10 (gene SRSF10). Bases 119 to 907 code for a protein of 262 amino acids. The transcript is spliced from 6 exons. NCBI's taxonomy places the organism in Eukaryota, Metazoa, Chordata, Mammalia, Carnivora, Phocidae. Gene Ontology annotation, molecular function: RNA binding. The record is from RefSeq and is a predicted model, not a curated record.
GCGAGAAGAGGCGGUUUCGUAGCGGAGCCCUCUGGCUGAGUGUCUGAGGAUCCGCCGCCGGAUCCGCGGACGGUUUACUGAGCCCGUUAGUACCCCUGCUGAGACUCACGUCGCCGUCAUGUCCCGCUACCUGCGCCCCCCCAACACAUCUCUGUUCGUAAGGAACGUGGCCGACGAUACCAGGUCCGAAGAUUUACGAAGAGAAUUUGGUCGUUAUGGUCCUAUAGUUGAUGUGUAUGUUCCACUUGAUUUCUACACGCGCCGUCCAAGAGGAUUUGCUUAUGUUCAAUUUGAGGAUGUCCGUGAUGCCGAAGACGCUUUACAUAAUUUGGACAGAAAAUGGAUUUGUGGACGCCAAAUUGAAAUACAGUUUGCACAGGGGGAUCGGAAGACUCCAAAUCAAAUGAAAGCCAAGGAGGGGAGGAAUGUAUACAGCUCUUCACGCUAUGAUGAUUAUGACAGAUACAGACGUUCUAGAAGCCGGAGUUAUGAAAGAAGAAGAUCAAGAAGCCGGUCCUUUGAUUACAACUAUAGAAGAUCUUAUAGUCCUAGAAACAGUAGACCGGCUGGAAGACCACGGCGUAGCAGAAGCCAUUCCGACAAUGAUAGAUUCAAACACCGAAAUCGAUCUUUUUCAAGAUCUAAAUCCAAUUCAAGAUCACGGUCCAAGUCCCAGCCCAAGAAAGAAAUGAAGGCUAAAUCACGUUCUAGGUCUGCAUCUCACACCAAAACUAGAGGCACCUCUAAAACAGAUUCCAAAACACAUUAUAAGUCUGGCUCAAGAUAUGAAAAGGAAUCAAGGAAAAAAGAACCACCUAGAUCCAAAUCUCAGUCAAGAUCACAAUCUAGGUCUAGGUCAAAAUCUAGAUCAAGGUCUUGGACUAGUCCUAAGUCCAGUGGCCACUGAUAGUAUAAACCUUGAUAUUUUUAGGCAUGUAUCAUUCAUUUACUCAUAGUUUGGUUUACUUAAAUUAUCAGGAAUACAAUGUUGCAAUGAUGCUUAAAAAACACUUGUCAGUUUUCCCUGUACCAGGCAAAUGGUUAUAAUUAAAAUGAUAUGCUGUUGAGAAGCCACUCUUAAGAGUCCAGUUUGUUUAAUGUUAUGGGCAGCUACCAAUUUGUGGUGUCUCUGUAUAUUUUUGUAAAGAUUCUCAUUUUUUAUGCUUGAAGUAUUGGUGAAAAGAUGUUGGUUGACCAUAAUUUGCAACAUUGUCUUAUUAAAAAUAAACUUUCAUAUCCAUAUUUGGUAGAACUGUUAACUAGAAAUGUAGCUUGCUAAUAAGAUAGAAUGAUACAAAAGUGAAGUUGUAGCCACAGUACAACACUGACUGAUCAGACACAUUUAGGUUCAGGGUGGACCUUUUUGUCUUGUUAAGAUGUCUAGGCCCGUGAUAAUAGUUAAUUUAUAACAGAGCGUGGAAUAGUUCUUUUGUUAACCCCACUGUCUUGGGGAAUGAUGCCAGCUGGGUUAAGUAGGAUUUGGGGGAAGAUUGAGUUUUUGACUGAAACAUGGAGCCUUCACUGCUUUUUUCUGGUUUCUUUGAAGAUUUGGAACAUAUAAACAUCAGAAGAUCUCACCUUAAAAUUUGAGCAGGUCAAUGAUGGCAGAAAUAAUUUUAAGGGGGAAAAAAAAUGCUCUCAUGUAGUUACUCUCAACUUUAAGGAGCAUUGUUGGUCAUAUUGCUUAGUUUUCUUACUGCUGUUAAAAAGCAGCAAGUAAAUUGUUUCAAAGUAGAUUUUGUUUAUGCAUAUGCAUAGUGUAAAAGAACUGAAUUUUGAUGCUUGUAGCACUCGGUCUGUGCAUUUGUAUCAAAAUUUGCCUACCACUUUAUGAAGGAGGCUUGUUCUUCACACCUCAGCUUAUUUCACGUGAGGCAAGUUGAAAGAGAACACUCCCAUUCUAGGUGAUUCUGUGGUGCCGUGAAAUUUAAAAUAUUUUGGAAAAAGAUUAAUUAAGAGUCACAUCUCUGAGUUUGAUUAUCAAUGUAUAGUACCUGGCAGUACCUGACUAAAAAAGAAAACAAGACCCUAACCAUUUAUAAUUCCUAGCAUUUCUCUGAGAGAUCGUUUGGGGGGAGCAAUAAAAGGGAAACGUCCAAUCUCAUUUCAGAAUAAAAGCUAGCAUCUUUAAAAUUUUUAGAUUGCUUGCUUGCAGGUGUGAGUAAGAAAUAUUGUGGGGAAACGAUUCCUUUUAGAGGAUUACUUUUUUUCAAUUUUGGUUUUAGUAGGCCUUGCCUGUAAAGAACAAAAAGAUGGUUUUUAAAUACUGUUUGUGGAAUGUGUUUAAAGGAUUGAUUCUAGAACCUUUGUAUAUUUGAUAGUAUUUCUAACUUUCAUUUCUUUACUGUUUGCAGUUAAUGUUCAUGUUCUGCUAUGCAAUCAUUUAUAUGCACGUUUCUUUAAUUUUUUAGAUUUUCCUGGAUGUAUAGUUUAAACAACAAAAAGUCUAUUUAAAACUGUAGCAGUAGUUUGCAGUUCUAGCAAAGAGGAAAGUUGUGGGGUUAAACUUUGUAUUUUCUUUCUUAUAGAAGCUUCUAAAAAGGUAUUUUUAUAUGUUCUUUUUAACAAAUAUUGUGUACAACCUUUAAAACAUCAAUGUUUGGAUCAAAACAAGACCCAGCUUAUUUUCUGCUUGCUGUAAAUUAAGCAAACAUGCUAUAAUAAAAACAAAAUGAAGGAAAUAAUGAUUAACUGGAAUUAUUAUAGUUUUCAAUGAGAUUCUAAAAUAACAAUGGAAACAAUUCUUUGUAGAUUUAGGAAUAUUUUUAAUCAGUGUUGCACUAGGCACAACUAACUUUUCUUUGGAAGUGAUAGAACUUGCCAGAAAGGUACAUCUUUUAUAUACUACUUAAAAAUUCCUUAUGUAAUGUCAGAGUUGUUUCAUGAUUGCUUAUUAAGCCCCUUGGGUUAAAUAACAGAGAGAUUAU